Misgurnus anguillicaudatus (oriental weatherfish) is the source of this 10835-nucleotide messenger RNA. RefSeq names its product microtubule associated serine/threonine kinase family member 4 (gene mast4). Lineage: Eukaryota; Metazoa; Chordata; Actinopteri; Cypriniformes; Cobitidae. Gene Ontology annotation, biological process: intracellular signal transduction; peptidyl-serine phosphorylation; cytoskeleton organization. Gene Ontology annotation, molecular function: protein serine/threonine kinase activity; magnesium ion binding; ATP binding. The record is from RefSeq and is a predicted model, not a curated record.
UGCAGCGCGAGGCAUUGAGCAUGCAUUUUUUUUGUGGUACAAACUUCACUUAGGAUGGAUGUUUGGCUUCCUAAUAACACUAAUAUUAGUUAAUAUCGCAGCAUAGUAUGGGUAGUUUUCUUAACCAGACAUCGGACAAGUUGGAUUACGGCAUGUCACUAAAGUUCAAGAAAAAUAACGAGAUGUUUUAGGGCAAUGGAGAGUGAACAGUGUGAAACAGUUGGCGGUGGCGGAGACGAUACAUCAGGAUCAGACACACUGUCAGAGGGCGAUACGCGAUCCGAGACGUACGAACCCGAAUUGCACUUUGACAAAUUGACAUUUCACGCUUUAGGUUUUGUAAGUUUAGAAGGAAAAGUGAGGGGAAAUGAUUCGGAGGAUUGCAACGAGGAGAGAAAUGAAGAGCACCAAGAAGGAGAAAACGAAGGAGACGAGGAUGAAAUGCCGGAUAACAUCCUCUACCCCCCCUCCAUGCCGUUACGCAAGUUCAGUAACCCAGAGGUCUCUCAGGGCAUAAAUUUAGCACUGAAGUUUCAACGACAGCAAAGCGAAGAUGGCAGACAGCUGAGAAGAGGGAGCCUUGGCGGUGCUUUAACAGGGAAGUACCUGCUGCCAUAUGUCUCAGCACAGCAGUCAUGGUCAGCCACAGGUUCAGAGACCACCAACCUGGUUCGCAUGCGCUCACAGACCCUUGGGAAAUCUGCACCAUCCCUCACGGCAAGCCUGAAGGAGCUCAGCCUUCCCAGACGAGGAAGUUUCCUCACUCCGCGAAGCUUGAGUCCAACUCCUACAAGCCCUUGCAGCCCAUGCAGCCCGCUGCACGCGUUUCAUUUUUGGAGCUGCAGAACGGGCAACAGAAAGAGUCUCAUAGGAAGUGGACAGUCGGCUGCACUUCCUCGACCACACUCGCCUCUCUCAUCACACACAGGUACCAGUCCUCAAGACAGUCCUAGAAACUUCUCCCCUAGUGCUUCAGCUCAUUUCUCCUUCACUCGAAGUCAUGGCCUAAGAGCAGACAGAACUGAUGGGCGACGAUGGUCCUUAGCAUCCCUUCCCUCCUCUGGAUAUGGCACAAACACACCCAGUUCAACUGUUUCUUCAUCCUGUUCAUCACAGGAGAAGCUCCAUCAGUUGCCCUUUCAGCCCACACCAGAUGAGCUGCACUUCCUGUCCAAGCAUUUCUGCACUGAGAGCAUUGCUGGUGACGACCGCAGAAGAAUCACUCCCAUGCGACCUCGAUCACGCAGCCUCAGUCCUGGAAGAUCACCGUCAUGUUUUGACCAUGAGAUUAUCAUGAUGAAUCAUGUAUACAAGGAAAGAUUCCCUAAGGCCACGGCUCAGAUGGAGGAGCGCAUCAAGGAGAUCAUCGAAAGCAACUCUCCUGAGAAUGUCCUCCCUCUGGCAGACGGCGUCCUCAGCUUUGCACACCACCAGAUCAUUGAGCUGGCCAGAGACUGUCUUGAAAAGUCUCGUCUUGGCCUCAUCACCUCUCGAUACUUCUGUGAGCUAACAGAAAAAUUGGAAAGGCUGUUUCAUGAGUCGACUGAGCGAUCAGAGAGUGCAGAGGUGACCUUCAUCAAAGAGCUGGUAAAGAAGAUCCUCAUUGUGAUAGCCAGGCCCGCACGACUCCUGGAAUGCCUGGAGUUUGAUCCUGAGGAGUUCUACCAUCUGUUGGAGGCUGCAGAGGGUCAUGCCAAAGAGGGACAAGGAAUCAAGACAGACAUCCCGAGAUACAUUAUAAGUCAGCUUGGGCUGACGAGAGACCCACUUGAGGAAAUCGCCCAGCUGACAAGCUACGACAGUGGAAUUGCAGAAACUCCUGAGACUGAUGACUCUACUUCCCACAGCCUAAGUGCAGCACUGCGGUCCCGACGUAAACCCUGUGAACCUGACUUUGAAAUGAUCAAACUGAUCAGUAAUGGGGCUUAUGGUGCUGUAUAUUUAGUGAGACACAAGGAGACAAAACAGCGAUUCGCCAUGAAGAAGAUCAACAAGCAGAACUUGAUGUUAAGGAAUCAGAUCCAGCAGGCAUUUGUGGAGAGAGACAUCCUGACUUUUGCAGAGAACCCUUUUGUGGUCAGCAUGUACUGUUCCUUUGAGACACGCAGACAUCUUUGCAUGGUUAUGGAGUAUGUUGAGGGAGGGGAUUGUGCUACUCUUCUGAAGAACAUGGGUCCUCUCCCUGUGGAUAUGGCCAGAAUGUAUUUUGCUGAGACUGUGUUAGCCCUGGAGUAUCUUCACAACUAUGGAAUUGUGCAUCGGGAUCUCAAACCAGACAAUUUAUUGGUCACUUCAAUGGGACACAUCAAGCUGACAGAUUUUGGCCUAUCAAAGGUGGGACUGAUGAAUAUGACCACUAAUCUCUAUGAAGGUCACGUUGAGAAGGAUGCCAGAGAGUUCUCAGAUAAACAGGUGUGUGGGACUCCUGAGUACAUUGCUCCAGAAGUGAUCUUGAGACAAGGCUACGGGAAGCCAGUGGAUUGGUGGGCAAUGGGCAUCAUAUUGUAUGAGUUCCUGGUGGGCUGUGUACCGUUCUUUGGAGAUACUCCAGAGGAGCUGUUCGGCCAGGUCAUCAGUGAUGAAAUAAACUGGCCGGAGGGGGAGGAUGCACCUCCAACUGAUGCCCAGGAGCUUAUCACGCUGCUUCUCAGACAGAACCCUCUGGAACGUUUCGGCAGUGCAGGAGGGGCAUAUGAGGUCAAGCACCAUCAGUUUUUUCAUAGUCUGGACUGGAACAGCCUGCUGAGGCAGAAGGCAGAGUUCAUCCCUCAGCUGGAGUCUGAGGACGACACCAGCUACUUUGACACACGAUCAGAUAGGUACCAUCACUUAGAAACUGAGGAGGAGGACAAUACCAACGAUGAAGAUUUCAACGUGGAACUGCGUCAGUUUUCUUCCUCCUCACACCGGUUCUCUAAAGUAUACAGUAGUCUGGAUCUGUCACGAGGUCAGCUGGAGGAGAAAGGAGAAGAAAAGAAGUCUGAGAGUCCACUGACUGUAGAUUCCCUGAGCUGGACUCCAGACUUCACUGAGAUCCCCUCCCUCUCUCAUUCAUCUGACACUGAGAGCGCCAGUCUGAGCAGAUGUUCGGGUCUCCUUCCUAAGUUUGCCAUAUCUGCAGAAGUAGAGGAUGGCGAGGGCUCCCUGGCUCUGGAAGACCCCAGUAAAGUGACUUUUAGUAUUGGGGAGUUGCCUCAAGAUGAUCCUGAUCCUGCUACACCCUGUAGCACCAUCAGUAACUCCACCCUGUCAGGCAGCUUUUCCGAGCACCUGGACCAGGUGCCGUCAAGGGGAGAGGGAGUUGAGAGUCCAGACAGCUGUAAGCCUUCCUCUGAUACAGGCACCUUCCUGAGCACUCCCAGAACUGAGACCACAGACAAACAGUGUGCCGUCAGCAAAGUGCCAAAAUCAGUGUCUACCAGUGCCCUGUCUCUCAUGAUCCCUGGAGAUUUUGGUGUAUCUCCAUUAGCAAGUCCUAUUUCUCCAUAUUCGUUGUCAUCAGACCCCUCCUCCAGAGACUCAUCCCCCAGUCGAGACUCCUCACUCUCUGGUGUCAGCUGUCGACAGCCAAUAAUCAUUCACAGCUCAGGAAAAAAAUUUGGUUUCACACUCCGAGCGAUCCGGGUCUAUGCCUGUGACAGUGAUGUUUACACGGUUUAUCACAUGGUUUGGAAUGUAGAAGAUGGUGGACCUGCUCAUAAGGCUGGUCUUAAAGCUGGAGAUCUGAUCACUCAUGUGAAUGGAGAAACAGUUCAUGGUCUGGUUCACACUGAGGUGGUGGAACUACUGCUGAAGAGUGGAAGUAAAGUUGCAAUAUCCACAACCCCCUUUGAAAACACUUCAAUCAAAACUGGUCCAGCAAGAAGAAAUAGUUACAGAAGCAAAAUGAUUAGAAGAACCAAGAAGCCCAAGAAAGAGAAAACACAAGAAAGGCGGCGAUCAGUAUUCAAGCGGUUUGCCAUGCAGCCUUCUCCACUCUUACACACCAGCCGCAGUUUCUCAUCACUGAACCGAUCUCUGUCAUCAGGGGAAAGCCUUCCUGGAUCUCCCACACAUAGCCUCUCACCACGCUCCCCAACAGCUGGCUUUCGUCCAACACCCGAUUUUACUCAGUCAGGUGGCACUUCAUCACAGAGCAGUUCCCCUAGUUCCAGUGCUCCUAACUCACCUGCAGGCUCUGGUCACAUCAGGCCCAGCACUCUGCAUGGUCUGGGACCUAAACUCCCAGGACGUCUCCGGCAAGGUCGACGCAAAUCGGCAGGCAGCAUUCCCCUUUCUCCACUGGCUCGCACACCCUCCCCAACCCCACAGCCUCAGCCAACAUCUCCACAGCGUUCACCAUCCCCCUUACUGAGUCACACAUUGGGGACCACCAAAACCUCUCAAGCUUUCCCUACCAAGAUGCAUUCGCCUCCCACCAUUGUCCGUCAUAUGGCGCGACCUAAGAGUGCCGAGCCUCCUCGGUCCCCACUGUUAAAACGAGUCCAAUCAGAGGAGAAGCUUUCUCCCUCAUAUGCUGGAGACAAAAAGCAUUUAUGCACCAGAAAGCACAGUUUGGAAGUGACCCAAGAGGAGGCUCAAGGAGAAGCCUCAUGUAGGUGGGAGCAUACCCCACCAUGUACAGAAGAUAACAAUUCAUGUGAGCCGACUGCCAUUACUCGGGUGAGGCCGGCUGAGCAGGGUUGCCUGAAGCGGCCGGUGACUCGCAAGGUUGGUCGGCAAGAGUCAGUAGAGGACUUAGACAGGGAAAAGCUGAAGACCAAGGUGGUGGUGAAGAGGCAUGAUUGGGCUGAGAGACGGGACUCUUUGCAAAAACAAGACACCAUGCAAGAUCCGGAAGGUUCUAUUUGUUCCCUCACUACUGAAGAUAAGGAGUGGGGUGUUCUAACAAGAACCAGUACAAGACCCCAAACUUCCGAAUCGCCUUCUCUGGACAAGUCUACUAAUGCUUGUUUGAAGGAUGUGCUGUACAAAAAACUAAACCCAAGAGUGUGUGAGAGCAUAGCAGAGUCUGCCAGUAGUGGGGACUGUGCUUUACUGUUAAGUGAGAGAUCAUCUUCAUGCCAACCAGACAGACAGUUGUCAAGGACAAUGAAGGAAUGUAUUAAACCAGACAGGUUAGAUUUUAAAGCACCCAACAUUGAGUUCGCUAGAAAGAGACAGUCCUUUGAUGAGAGGGAGGACUCCUUGUGUCGCAUUUCAUCUAGUGUUCAUGAAAACAUUCAUUUCAACACCACCAGGUCCAAAAGUCUUCAGCUGGAUUCUGCUAUGGCUUUAGAACAUGUAAAAGGGGGGAUGUGCAACAUUCACAGUGCUUCUGAAAUGAGCGCUGGGACUUUGGCCCCUAAGCUUUACAGUGGGAGAGGUGAGAGUGCAGUAGAAAAACUUCAGAUGAUUGCCUCCUCUGAAGGUCCCAUCAGGAAAACUUCUUCUGAGUACAAACUGGAAGGACGGCUUGUGUCAUCUUUAAGACCCCUUGAGGGAACAUUAGACAUCGGCCUGCUUUCUGGCCCUCGGGUGUCCAAGACUGACACAUGUCUCUCCAAAAUGGCAGACAACUAUAGUGAAAGUACUAUAUUGGCAGGAGAUCUGUGUAGAAAACAGCUAAUUCCACAGAGAGGGUCACCAGGAAUGCUUAAUACUAAAGACAUUGUGAAUUUAAACUGUAAAACAAAUUCAAAAGAAGAAUCCAUAUCCAAUAAGGACUCAACUAUUAGUCCUGCUUGCAGUGAAGAUUUUCAUGACAGAAACAAAGUCAAUGAUAGUUUAAAGUUGCAAAACACACCCCCUAAAGUGGAAUCCGUGGAUGUAAAUGUGAAGUCAGAGAGUAGGCUAAAGACCGCUCAGGAGAUGAGGGCUGCACGACACUGCACACAUUUUGCAUGUGGGAAAACGCCUUCCAUCAGAGAGGUAAGCAAUGAAGACCAAGAAGAGGAUUUGGAAAACUGUGAGGAGGAAUUGGAAAACCAAAAUGAAUUUAAAAAAAUUAAACUGAUAGACUCUACCAAAACUAAUGAACCUGACAAGUCUCCAGUUUCCACUAUUGUGAAACCUCAGCUCAGCUAUAUUCAACAAACCCCAGCAGCAACUUUUGAUUUUAGUGGGUUAAUCGAAGCACCAUCCACUUCAAAUUCAGUGUCUACAGAAAAGGGAAUCCUACCAAGCAAAAAUGAAGACAAGCCUGCCAAUUCAAAGAACACUGCAAAGGAUGUAGAGCAGAUUUAUCAAUCAAAAGAUAUUAUGAGCAGUACAGUUGGGACAUCAAGCCCACCCUUGACUGUGAAGCAGAAUCAUUUAAACAGAAAGGACAAGGUCGAUAUCACAAAAGACUCUCUUGACUUUACUGCACAGUGUCUUCAUGGUUCUGUGGGAGAUAAGCCAGUAACUACAAUACAAAGCAUAGACAACAAUUUAGAGACUUUGCUCAGAGACAAAACAGAUGGCACACCAAUUACAGUUGUUGGCUCAGAGCAGGUUAACACAGAGACAAAUACCCAGAAAGCACUCAUCCCUCAGGUUUUAUCUAUGGCUCCCUCUGUCUCAACAUCACAAGAAACCGCUGAAGCACCUCUUGUUAAAAGUCCAAUGUCACCCAAUCCUACCCUUCAAAGAAAAGCUGCUCCAUCCUCAAUUGUUGCCCCACUAAAAGCUGUGCCUGUCACUGAUUCACAAUCCCAGGUCUUUGCAAGCACCACCCCGCAACUGCCUGGAUUGGCCGAGGUAAAAACAACCACCAUCCAAGAUUUACAGUCCAAAAAAACAUGUGCUAAAGUGGAAAGCUCUGGGAGCUUGGCAAAUGGACAGGCAACGAUUAAUUCAGUUCAGGUUUCCAAACAAAUCUCUGAAAAAACACAAAAUGCAAGUAACAAAUCCAGUCCGACAAUAAAGGAUCUUAAAAUCAUGGAAGCAUCAGUGGAAAAAAUGGGAGACUCGCAAGAUAAAUUGACAACUAAAAAUGACCUAAAAUGCAGUGGGAAAGAGACGAUAGUCUCUGCAACUGAAGUUUCUGUGUGUCAAAAACAAGAAUCACUUGUCAAAAGUCAGGUAUAUGCUAGUUGCACACCAAAGCUUGACACUGGUGCAAGCCCACCAAAGACUAAAAGUUGUGACAUUACUACAGGAGACACUGUGCAUGUGAAGUCAACACUUAAAGCUGAAGAAAAGCAGAAAUUGAAGAGUGCUGUUGGUGCAGACAGCCUGAAGGCCAGUAAACCAGCUGUGGAUGGAACAGAGACAGGUCCAGAACAGACUUCAUUAAAACGUCAAGAACCGCCUGAUAGCGCUUUAUCAAAACAAACUCCUUUGAGUUCCAAAAACAAGCCCAAAGUAGACUCUCCACUUGUUACGCAAUCCAUUGGUAAGACAGCUGAGGACAAGGCAAAGCUGGAGAACAAGGCACAGCCUUUUGUUAAAGACAGCAUAGUAAAACAAAAGGAGCAGAGAGAGUCAGUCGUGUCUACACCUAAAGUCCAACCCCAGAAAGAGACUAGCACUGGUUCUCAAGGUGGAUCUAGGUCAGUGUUGGCUUUACCAGCUGUUAAAAUUCUUGUUUCAAGUGGGGUUCCUUUAGGUAAGGGCAGUGGUGCUACAGAUGAAAUAGUUGGAGCUUCCUCUAAGGAGCAAAUGAAGCCUAGAAUUGAGGUUCAGAGAUCAGACACAGUCAAGGUCUCCAAUGCUAAUGAUGCUGUUGGAACUGCUCCUAUGUCCAGUCCUGAGCCUAAACAUAUCUCCAGUGAGCCAAAGGUGACUGAUAAAUCAAUUUCGUCCAGCCGAAAAGAGCAAGUAGAAAAGAAGAAAAAAGAACACUGUCAAGAAACAAUAUCAGCACCAAAAACUUCUCGUAAAGACUCUCCGAAAGCUGCAGCGUCGGCAAAGGAUAAUACCACUUCUGAAAAAGAUUUAGUACGUGCAAAACAAACAAAAGAUUCGCCGCGUGGUUCUACUUGUAAAAAGUGCUAAGUUAUUGUAUUUGCCAAGGUUAUCGACAAGGACUAUGAGGAUAUUAACAUCUUUUUUGUCUGUAUGUAAUAUCAUCAAGCCUUCCUAUUUGCGGACCGGUGAAACUGUUACUUUGGGUUUUCACGAGAAAUCAGAGGGAUGAAUUUGUGUUGUUUGUAAUCUCUAUUGCUCCGUUUAUAUAACUUGUCUAAAAAAGAGUGUAGGCUGAAUGUAGACUUGUUUUGCUGCUGAUUUCUGGUCACUUUUUAGAUCAAGCAAAAGCGCCAAAAUUAGUCAUUAUAUUGUGUUGCGGUGUGAUGUAACAAGUGGCGUGUGCAAUAAUUAUCGAGUGGCGAUGCUUUUUUAAAGCUCAGCAGUGCCAAUUUGGGUUGAGUGGGGAGACGUACCAAAUUAAAGGCACCUAAAAUUAAAAGCUAAAGGUGCAUGUAGACUGCUCGUUCAAACUAAGUUACCAUGUAUUACACAGUUUUCUGAUGUAUUUAAAAACUAUAUUCAGAAAAUAUAUGUAGCAAUGGUGCUAAUAAUGUGGCUUACACUCCGCAAGUAGAAAAAUCACUACUACUAUACUGAAUUUUUUGUUUUUCUUUUGUUUUGCGUGGUUCAGAGUUUCGUUUUGGGUAGUGGUGCACAGAAGGAAGGCACUUUGUCCUGUGCUUCUCACCUGGAACUAUUUUAUAUUGGAAUCAUCUAAUGGUUCUGGAAUCGUAGUGGAAGGGGCCUUAGGGUUUUUUGGGAAAAUGCGACUUGCUGUUCUUAGCAGGUUAUGGUGAAAAUCACAUUCCUUUCACAUACAUUUCUAAGGGUUCAUUUUUAUGCAAUAUAUUGUAAAUACAGCAGCGUUAAAUGUACAGAAGGGGUCGGGGGGGAAAUUAGUGUUGUAUGUUUUAUAUGUAUGUAUUUUGCUAUGUCAUAUAUUUGUAAACUGUACUUGAUGUUAGUCUCCUAGUGUUGUCAUCUGCUCAGUAAUUCUGCUGAAAUGGAGUCUAUACUAGACGAAGAAGAAGAAUAGUCUCACUUGGUAAUGGAAGUGUACUUGAAGUUUCACCGAGGUAUGUAGGGAAUAACCACAGGCGUUUUCAAAAGCGUAUUUUAAGUGAUGCAGCAGAGUUGCUCUCCGAAUGUUCUCUCAAUCUUGAUGUCGCUAACAAUGAAAUCAUAUAUAUUUACUUUAAACAGGGACAACGCAAAUGUAGCACAUUAUAUAGAAGGCAAGUUUCAGAAACUGAAGGAUUACCCUAUGGUUAAAGUUUGCUACUGUGUAGAUAAUACCGUAUUUACCAUCUGUUUCAAGCAUUUAGGGCUAACAUUUGCCAUUCAGUAUGAAAAAACAUGAUGUACUUCCCCUGGUUCGGUUGAAAGGGCUUUUACGGGGAAUUAUUAAAUGUGCUUUAGUGCUUUUGUUGUAUGUCAGGGCUUGUGGCAAGAGUUUCACCACACGUUCCUCAUGUUCAGUCAAUUGCUUAUCUACUCAUAUGCAAAGUACAAAACUUACAAAUGGUGAUUGCAUAUAAUUAAAUGCAUUUGUGCUGUACUUCGCAUGUCUGGUAUAAAAGAAUUGAUUAGUGCAUUUCUUUCAUAUCAAACUUUCAAAGCUAUUAUCUUUACAAAGGAUCAUUUGUCAUUAGUUUAGCACAGUGACCAUUCCAGGUUACCAAUGGUUUCCAACCGUAUAUCUCAGCCAGUGUCAGUACACGUAUAUCGCUGAACAUGUAGGCUAUAUUACAGUAUGUUAUUAAAGUACUUUAUUAAAGUGUUUAAUGUAAGCAAAGAGCAUAUUUAUAGGAGCCGGUCACACAUAUGUGCUUAAGUAUCUAAAUAACGGAAAUGCACCAUGAUAGGAAAAGCUUGAGACUGAAUUUUCUGUUCCUCGUAGACUUUACUAUGUAGCUUAGGAAGUCUAGAGAGAUGCAGUGCACCUUAUGACUAAACAAGAUGCUUAUUGGGCUUUUGGGAAAAGAUCCUAUAGGCAAGCAUAAUACGAACUUUAACAAUUAACAAUAUGAAUGUUUUGUAGAGCAUAUGCAUUGUCUGUUAUCGAAUAUCGACAGUAUUACCAUGACUAAACCCGGACAUUUGUUUUGUUGCUAUUGCUUUUUGUUCGUCCCCUGCCUUCUCUUAAAAUUGAUGUUUAAAUCCUUUAAAAAGCACAUUAAAUGUUUGUUUACAACUACUUCAUGGAUGUAUAUUAUGUACAUUGUGUUAUUUGCCAAAUUAAUGUGCCGUCACAGGAAAUAACGCUGUGAUCGAUGUGUGUGUAUGUGUGAGUUCCUCUUAGCAGACACUUGCUGUUAAAGACUGCCGGUGUGGUAGCCCGUUUCUCGUCUUUCCGGUUCAAUAUGUUCUUGCUUGUUUCCAGGCGUUUUCUUUCUUCUGUAUGUGUGAAAUCAGUGUUUAAUAGAUGACCCUGCUUAUCAUCGUCUUUUAGGAUCUGUGCAAUAAGAGAUGUGAUUUUGAGUUUUGUAUAUCACCCACAAAAAGCUCUAUGGAUGUCAUAGAUGUUGUAUACUAUACAAAUAUUUAUACUUCUAAAGUUGUAUAAUACUGAAAAUAAAAAGGCAUGUGAAAAUAAAUGUGUCAUGUUUUAUUAUAUUAAAUGUUUUUCAUUUGAAUUGCCAAGCUCCAAAAAAAUCUAGCAGACAAUGCACAGGGUUAGAUAUCUCUCUUUAAUUUGUAAAAUCAAAAAUUUUGACAAUUUUUCACUAACUAGUCCACUUUUAUUUACAACACUGAAAGCAGAUAGUAAGAGAACACCAAUGUUUAAAGGUUCCCAGCAAGCAACAGCUGUCAUUUCACUGUGUCUAGGUCAGUGGUUAUCAAACAUUUUCGGAGUGCAGCCCCUCUUUUGUACGGUGCAUCCCUUCAUGGACCCCCCCCCC